CCGCCCUCGCCUUCUCGGAACCUCCCCCCGUCGGCCCCGCCUCCCCUUGACAAAAGGCCGGCGGGGAGGAGGAGGAGGAGGAGGAGGAGGCGGCGGCGGCGGCAGCGCGGGGUGUCUCUCUCCCUCCCCGCCAAUGUUCGGCUGCCUUCGGAGAGGGCGCCAAACAAAGGCUGGUUGGGUCGCUCGCCUCGCCUCACUCCCGGCCGGGCUCUCUCUGGCGGGCGGGGGGACGGACACUCUGUUGCGCCCCUGGCCAAGUGCCGGGGACGACGACGACGAGGAGGAGGAGGCUGGAAUUAGAGAUGCUCCCCGGCUGAAGCUGCGCGCGGACGAGCGGGCCGGGGCUGUUGCGCGCGCUUGGAGAGGUGCCUGUGUUGGGUAGCCGUCCUCCCUCCCUCUCCCUGCCGCCUCCGCCGCGACCAUGGCCAUCGCGCACAUCGCCACCGAGUACGUCUUCUCGGACUUCUUGCUGAAGGAGCCGUCGGAGAGCCGCUACAAGGGGCUGCGGCUGGAGCUGGCCCUCGACAAGCUGGUCACCUGCAUCGCCGUCGGGCUGCCGCUGCUCCUCAUCUCGCUCGCCUUCGCCCAGGAGAUCUCCAUAGGUACCCAGAUGAGCUGUUUUUCUCCAAGUGCAUUUUCUUGGCGUCAGGCUGCAUACGUGGAUUCCUAUUGCUGGGCUGCAGUUCAACAGAAGCAGCUGUCUCAGAGUGAAUCAGGGCAUCUCCCCCUGUGGCUUCAUAAGUUUUUCCCGUACAUCCUUCUGCUGCUUGCCAUCUUGCUUUACCUGCCGUGGCUCUUUUGGCGUUUCACCGCAGCGCCCCACCUUUCUUCGGAUCUGAAAUUUAUCUUGGAAGAACUUGACAAGGCUUACAACCGAGCCAUCAAAGCUGCCAACAGUUGCCGGAACUGCGAUGCCAGAGACGCAGCCAGCUCCCCGCCUGCCAUUGAAAAUAUUGCACAGAGUUUAUGGGAGAUCUCCGACAGCCACUUUAAAUACCCUAUUGUGGAACAAUAUCUGAAGACGAAGAAGGGCUCCAAGAACUUAAUCAUCAAAUACAUUAUUUGCCGUUUGCUAACUUUAAUCAUUAUCCUCUUUGCUUGCCUCUUCCUGGGAUACUAUAUCAGUCUUUCCUCCCUGACCGAUGAAUUCAUUUGCAACGUCAAAACUGGGAUACUAAAAAAUGACACGAACAUUCCAGAACGAUUUCAGUGCAAAAUGAUUGCCGUCGGUGUCUUCCAGCUGCUGAGUUAUAUCAAUUUCAUCGUCUACGUGCUGAUCACACCGUUGGUGAUCUAUGCCUUCUUCGUCCCUCUCAGGCAGAGCUCGGACAUCCUUCAGGUCUACGAGCUUCUGCCGACAUUUGACGUUCUCAAAGUCAAAGCGAAACACUAUAACGACAUGAGCCUCUACCUGCUUUUUCUGGAGGAAAACGUGAGCGAGCUGAAAUCUUACAAGUGCCUCAAAGUCCUGGAGAGCCUCAAAGGCAGCGGGGAGAGGUUUGAUGCCAUGCAGCUCCUGAGGAACCUUGGCUCGAUUAAAAUGGACGCCAUGGAUGCCAAGCCAAACACCACCCACAAGGAGAAUAGGAAAAAAGCAGAAGUGGAAAUGUCCAAUGAUGCGGCAGAAUUGAAAGAUCUGAAUGAGCCAAAAUUGCCUGAUGAUACUGAAGGAACAAGUAAAGACGGCAAGAUUCGCCAGAGACUUCUAGAUUCUUCUUGUUGAUGGAUUCAGCCUGUGGUUGAUAGGUGCUGAAAGCCAUUUCGAACAGCUGAGGCAUAAAGUCAUCUCUAUUACAUCACAUGAUUGCCUACCCACUGUUUACAAGGACCUGGGACAGAAAGGCAAAUACUUGUUUGAAAAUAAUUGAGCUGUCUGUGUUUACAUGUCUACAGUUUACAUGAAUAGUAUGCCUAGAGAGACACUGAUGAGGUGAACGAUGUCAAUUCUCAUUAGGGAGGGAUGG
Molecule: messenger RNA, 1964 nt
Organism: Pantherophis guttatus
Lineage: Eukaryota; Metazoa; Chordata; Lepidosauria; Squamata; Colubridae
Gene: PANX1
Product: pannexin 1
Biological process (GO): cell-cell signaling; monoatomic cation transport; positive regulation of interleukin-1 production
Cellular component (GO): plasma membrane
Molecular function (GO): wide pore channel activity
Source: RefSeq, a predicted model, not a curated record